Messenger RNA from Cyprinus carpio (common carp), 616 nucleotides. RefSeq names its product small ribosomal subunit protein uS15 (gene rps13). Gene Ontology annotation, biological process: translation. The record is from RefSeq and is a predicted model, not a curated record. Gene Ontology annotation, cellular component: ribosome; cytosolic small ribosomal subunit; nucleolus. Gene Ontology annotation, molecular function: small ribosomal subunit rRNA binding; structural constituent of ribosome. NCBI's taxonomy places the organism in Eukaryota, Metazoa, Chordata, Actinopteri, Cypriniformes, Cyprinidae.
GACUUAAAAGACCCUGAAAUCAACAGACAGGAAGUGAUAUUUGACAUCACUUCCGCCUCCAGACUUCACUUCCUCUCGGCCUCGGCUCGGUCUUUCUCUUUCCUCGCUCGCAAAACCGCCAUCAUGGGUCGUAUGCACGCUCCUGGCAAGGGUUUGUCCCAGUCGGCGCUGCCCUAUAGACGAAGUGUCCCCACAUGGCUCAAGCUGACAUCCGAUGAUGUUAAAGAGCAAAUCUUCAAACUGGCCAAGAAGGGUCUGACUCCCUCACAGAUCGGUGUGAUUCUGAGGGAUUCCCAUGGUGUUGCUCAGGUGCGUUUUGUCACUGGCAACAAGAUCCUCAGGAUCCUGAAGUCCAAAGGUCUGGCCCCUGACCUGCCUGAGGAUCUCUACCACCUCAUCAAGAAGGCUGUCGCUGUGAGGAAGCACUUGGAAAGGAACAGAAAGGACAAGGAUGCUAAGUUCCGCCUGAUUCUGGUUGAGAGCAGAAUCCACAGGCUUGCCCGCUACUACAAGACCAAGAGAGUACUUGCCCCCAACUGGAAGUACGAAUCCUCCACAGCUUCUGCAUUGGUGGCAUAAAUUUGCAGUUUUUGGACAAAUAAAAUAUCUUGAUCAA